Molecule: messenger RNA, 2203 nt
Organism: Solenopsis invicta (red fire ant)
Lineage: Eukaryota; Metazoa; Arthropoda; Insecta; Hymenoptera; Formicidae
Gene: IFT57
Product: intraflagellar transport protein 57 homolog
Exons: 8
Coding region: 678-1901 (407 amino acids)
Biological process (GO): non-motile cilium assembly; intraciliary transport
Cellular component (GO): centrosome; cilium; intraciliary transport particle B
Source: RefSeq, a predicted model, not a curated record
AUAAAAAAUGAAGUGAUGACGCGGACUAAACGAGACGUAGAACAGCAACACAUCGCGGAGUGAACCCCAAAGUUGGGUGCGAGGUUGACGUGACAGAAAAAUUGACCUUCGAGGACAUGAAAGAAAUUGCGGAGAUCGAUGAACGGACAUUUAAAAAUAAUUACGAUAUCAAGAUCAGUGAGAACUGAACCAACAAGAUCUUGUUCAAAUCAAUCCGACUUGUUGCUAGACUUCUCGGCAAUCGAAUCAACUCCUGAUUGAUCGUUUACUGUGCAUUUACUUUAAAAACUCGUUCAUCAAACUCGUCGGCGACCAAAAGUCGAUCGUAAAGGCUAUGGAUCAUCUUCAGAACCAUUCAAUAGUUACAUUUGUGGUGCCGUCGACGUGAUGAUUACCUUAACCUGAGCCGGUACCGAUCGAUGGCUCGUGAUAAAUUUGUUAUUACAAUUGAUUAAUCAAUUGCUUAUUAAGUAAUAUUUUUCGGUCUCCGUCGCUACUACGGCACACGAAUGAUACAAUAUGUCAUCAUUUCUUAGCAUACAGGAAUUCGGAAGUAAACAUCACGCGAAUUGGGAAGUAAACACAGAACUUUACACGUAUUUACAAAUUUGGAAUUAGCAACUGGAAAAAAAAUUUUUGCAGAUUUGAUUGCAAAAUAUAUCAAAAAGACCGCCGGCAUGUUUCGAGACGGUCAAAAAAUUGUCGUGGAGGACGGGCUGGCCCCGUCGGCGUCGUAUGUCAUAAACAUUCGAAUGGAAGAUCUGCUGGAGAAAUUGAAGCUGUUGAAUUACGAUGCGGAAUUCGUACAAGAGCUAAAAAUGAAACCGAUCAAUAGGCAUCACUUCGUAAUUCCGACGAAUCCCGGUGAACAAUUUUACAUGUUUACUUGCCUGGCCGUAUGGCUGAUUAGAAAAGCGGGGAAAAGCGUUCAGAUUCCGCAAGAGUCAGACGAUCCCAAUUCCACGAUAGCCUUGAUAUUGGAUUAUCUCAGAGAGAUCGACAUACCCGUGGAGUUUCCACCCAACAAGCUUAAGCAGGGCAGCGGGGAACAUGCGGUUUACGUUUUGGAUAAUUUGGCCGAUCACGUUUUAAAGGUGGAAAAAUUCAAAUGGAAGAGAAUAAGUAUUCCACCCGAUGAGCCUACCCCGGAACCGGAUAUCGAAGAUGACGACGCGGAGUUGAUCUUGGAGAAAGUAGAAGAGGAAAUGAUGGCCGAGUAUGAGGACGAUGAUCAAGAUAUCUUACACAUAGACGACAUUACGAAGCUUUAUGGACAAAAUAUUAACGAGACGCAAAAACUGGACAACUAUUUAGAAUCGACGACUAAUAGGGAAGAGUGGCAAUUAGAAUUGGAAAAAGUUCUACCUCGUUUGAAAGUAACUGUUAAGACAGAUUCAAGAGAUUGGCGGGCGCAUAUCGACCAGAUGAAACAAUUGCGUACGAAUAUCGCGACCAAUCUGAGCGGGACGAAGACUCACUUGAACAAAAUUUACACCGAUAUCAGCAACACUUUGGACAAGAUCAAAACUAGAGAAACUUAUCUUAAUCGGCAACUCGAUCCGUCUUUAACAGAGUACCGCUCAUUGCAAGAAGAACUAUCGAAAGUCAAGGAACAAUACAGAGACGUUAGUGGUGGUGUUACCGAACGAACGAGGGUUCUGAACAAGUUAAUGGAAGAGUUGGAACACGUGAAGAGAGAAAUGGAUGAGAGAGGCUCCAGCAUGACUGACGGAACGCCGCUUAUCAACAUAAAGAAAACGAUCACGAGGAUGAAAAACGAGAUUUCCGAGAUGAACAUUCGAAUUGGCGUGCUGGAGUACAGCUUAAUGUGUGCGAGAGUGCGGGAUCGUACGCAGCUACGAGAGGAUAUGAAUAGCACGAGUACCUCAGUAAUGAUUUAACCCGCACGCCACGUGUGCAAAUCUUUAUCUUAUAUUCACAUACUUCAAUCCGUCCAACGUGUGAUAGUCACGCUACGAAGUUUAGACUUGAGUAUGAAUAUUGUCAACACACGGGUCCAAUUAUUCUGCCUCUAACGAAGUUGCGACAACAUGUAACUACGUAGAACUGAAAGUGUCGUAUCGAUCGCAGUAAUAGGUGCACGAAUUUUUUAUUACACACUUUAUACGUUUUUAUACUAGCUCGCAAUCAACCGACACCGUCACCGAGUUUCAAUUACGUUGAAUAAAGUGUGCGUUCUCUA